Carassius auratus (goldfish) is the source of this 1486-nucleotide messenger RNA. It is a transcript of the gene bfb, whose product is annotated as complement component bfb. The transcript is spliced from 11 exons. Gene Ontology annotation, cellular component: extracellular exosome. NCBI's taxonomy places the organism in Eukaryota, Metazoa, Chordata, Actinopteri, Cypriniformes, Cyprinidae. Gene Ontology annotation, biological process: response to bacterium; complement activation. Bases 83 to 1486 code for a protein of 467 amino acids. The record is from RefSeq and is a predicted model, not a curated record.
UCCUCCUGCUGACUAUAAAAAUGCCCCGUCCAUUUGCUUCUGUAUUUGCUUCUUAAUCUCAGCUCAACUUGGAAUAAACAGCAUGGAGUGUAAGCAGCAGUUGAAAUGGUUAAUACUUGCAAUGAUAUGUCCUCUUAUUGCAGGUGCUCCAUCCUGCAUGUGCAAACGAGAUAGUUCAUGUCCCAAAGAGAAUCUAAACAUUACUGGAGGGAACUUUGUUCUUUCUAAAGGCUAUUCAGAAGGGAGUCUUCUAAAAUACAUCUGUCCGGAUGGAUAUUACCCGUCGGUUCAGUCACGUCUGUGUCAAGAUGGACGUUGGACCUCAAAGAUCAAAACCAGAAAAACCCCAGAGUGCAAAAAGAUCACAUGUCCCAGUCCCCGUGUUUUCGAGAAUGGAGAGGUGAUUCCAUAUAAAGACAAGUACUAUGUAAAUGACACAACCACCUACUCAUGUCAUUCUGAUUAUACAUUCCGUGGCUCAGCAGAACGUGUUUGCAAGCCUAAUGGGAAGUGGAGUGGAAGCACACCAAUUUGUGGACGUGACUCUGAUCACUGUCCUGAUCCUGGUGUUCCCCCUGGUAGCAGUCGAACAGGGAACAUGUUUAACAUAGACGACAAAGUCACGUACCGCUGUCAGAGUCCAUUGACCUUGAUUGGCUCUAAAGUGCGAGUGUGUCUUGAUGGAGGCCAGUGGUCAGGAACAGAGCCACAAUGUUACGCUGAUUACACAUACGACACCCCAGAGGAAGCAUCAGAAGCUUUCAGCAGUUCUCUUAAGUCAAAUCUAGCAGUUACUCAACAGUUUAAAGAAGGUCAGCAGGGGAAGAAAAAAACUAUGUGUCAGGGUGGAAAACUUGAUAUUUACAUCGCUGUGGAUGCAUCUGAAAGAAUAGAUAAGAAGGAUUUCGAAAAUGCAAAAAGCACCAUUAAAAUGCUUAUAGACAAGAUUAGUUAUUACUCGGUCUCCCCAAACUAUGAGAUCCUGAUAUUUGCUACAGAUGUUACUCGGAUAAUCUCUAUGAGGGACUUCAAAACUAAUGAAGAUGCAAGAAACCUAAUGAAUAUUUUUAAAGAGCAUGACGACUUUAAUUAUGAGCGUGUAGGUGAAAUAACAGGUACCAAUAUCGCCAAAGUCUAUUCAGCCAUUUUAGAGAGCAUGAAACUAGAGGAGCUCAUCAAUGCGAUAGCCUUCAGAGAGACCCAACACAUCGUCAUAAUGUUCACCGAUGGUCAGGCAAACAUGGGGGGGAAUCCCAGACCUAAAGUGGAACAGAUCAAACAUCUUGUAACUAAAAAUCAUCCAGACAGAGAGAAGAAUCUUGAUCUUUAUUUAUUUGGAGUUGGAGAUGACGUGAAUCAAGAAGACAUAAAUGGCUUAGUGUCACAAAGGGACCAAGAAAAGUAUUUCUUUAAACUUAAAGACUUGACAGAGGUGCAGAAGAUGUUGGACUACAUGAUUGAGUAUAAGUAUGCUCAAGAACGGUAG